Messenger RNA from Trichophyton benhamiae CBS 112371, 1449 nucleotides. RefSeq lists its product as uncharacterized. Bases 1 to 1449 code for a protein of 482 amino acids. The transcript has 3 exons. Lineage: Eukaryota; Fungi; Ascomycota; Eurotiomycetes; Onygenales; Arthrodermataceae. The record is from RefSeq and is a predicted model, not a curated record.
AUGGCUUCCAGCUUGAAGCGUUUGGCCAGGGAGCAUGCCUCGCUCCAUCACAAGGGCCUCCCGCCAUACUACUGCUUUCCCAGCUCCAACCCCGCCGGCCCAGAUAGCUUGACGCAGCUCACUGUGCUGCUUACGGGGCCAUCAGGGACCCCUUACUCGCAGGGACUUUGGCGUCUGCAGCUUCGUCUGCCGGAAGACUACCCCACAAGCCCGCCAAAGGCGUUUUUCAAGACACGGAUAUGGCACCCUAAUGUCGAGGAAUCGACCGGCGCCGUCUGUGUGGACACGCUAAAGAGAGACUGGGAUCCAAAGCUUACACUGAGUGAUAUCUUGAUCACAAUAUCGUGUCUUUUGAUACAUCCAAACCCUGAUUCGGCACUAAACGCCACUGCCGGUGCUUUGCUACAGGAAAACUACGAGUCAUUCGCUCGGCAGGCCAAGCUGAUGACCUCUAUCCAUGCUCCUAUCCCCGCAGAUAUGAAAGACCAAGUGAACGAAGCCAAAAGAGAUGACAACGUUACUGUCAGUUCAACUGGUGAAGAGCAGAACGUCUCGGAUAGAGACGUGCCAGUACAGACAGUCAUCAUGAAACGAAAACAGCAAUCAACUACACCAUUACCGGAAGAGCAACGGCCUGCUUCGGAACACCAGCAAGUGAAUCAGCCAGCCGAGGACUCAGAUUCAGAUGCAGAUGCGGACUCGGAUUCAGAAAACUCAGCAUCGAAGGAGAAUGAUCCAACACUUUCAAGUUCUCCUGUUAUAAUGCCUGUCCGCAGCCCACGUAGCGUCCUUGGGAAACGCCCCCUAUCCGUCCUUUCUGUGGCAGAGGAACCAGAGCUCGUUCUGGUAAAUGAUUCAUCUGACGACGAAGAGGGCGCAGAUCAGCCGCCAGAGUUCAGUGGUAUGACAGCCUCGGAAAAGAACGUAGCAGCCAACAGCCCCGACUUCGCAACUACCAUACGCAGAAACAGGUCAAAUUCAAAACAUCAACACCCACACCAACACCAACACCACAUUCCGUCUUUAAAUGAUCAAUCACUCCUUCUCCAACCGCGGCGAAAAGCUCCUAAACUCUCCGAUUCGACAGCGAAGCGGUCGUGCAUUAAUAUGGCCCCAGUCAGCGUCUUGGCUCCAGCGAAGACAACGGCUGAGAGGAAGCGAAGCUCCGCCGGGUCAGACGGUGGCAAUUACGCGAAUGCGAAACCGCUCAGCCCAAUCAUAAGUGCCGCUACGGCCACCAUGACCACAAAGGAGACAAACAUGAAGCAGGCCGGUGGUCCAGCACCAUUCCUGACAAGUAAAGUCGAAGCCUCGUUUUCAAUGGAUGAUAAACUGUCUGUUCGAAGCAGCCUUGCGCCCCUUCCCCUGGCUAGGAAACCGCAACACCAACAUACCUUGAGUAACCUAACGGUCAGACCGAAGCCCCGGACGGGUCUUAGGAGGUUGUAA